Molecule: messenger RNA, 716 nt
Organism: Capsicum annuum
Lineage: Eukaryota; Viridiplantae; Streptophyta; Magnoliopsida; Solanales; Solanaceae
Product: 26S proteasome non-ATPase regulatory subunit 9
Biological process (GO): proteasome regulatory particle assembly
Cellular component (GO): cytoplasm; nucleus
Molecular function (GO): protein binding
Source: RefSeq, a predicted model, not a curated record
GGGUUCCCAAGAACUGAUAUUGAUAUUCCAACUGUGCGAGCCGACAGGCGUAGGCUUUCUGAGCUACGUAAUGAUCACAAGAUUAUGACAGAAAAAAUAGACCAAAAUAUUCAAGUUCUUCAUUCAGCACGGCUUGCUUCUACACCUUCUGUCAAAGAUUCAGACGACACUGCCGAUGUAGGUGUUCAAGGAUCUGCUGUCAACAUUGGUUCCUCAUCAUCUCCGGGCAAUUACAUUGCGACAGCUGCUACAAGUGCUGCCAUGGAUGUGGAUGUAGUUUUCAGCAGACCAUUUGCGGUCAUUGAUGAAAUAACGGAGGCAUCUCCAGCUGCAGAGGACGGUUUACAACUUGGAGAUCAGGUUGUGAGAUUCGGGAAUGUCCAGUCUGGUGAGAAUCUGUUACAGCGACUUGCUGCUGAAGUACAGUCAAACCAGGGGUGUGCAGUAUCCAUGACGGUUAUGAGGCAAGGUGCUAUGACUAACGUACUAGUCACACCUAGAGUGUGGCAGGGUCGCAGCCUGCUUGGUUGCAACUUCCGGAUCUUAUGAUACAAAAGUUGAUGUGGAGGAGGAUUGAUCCGCGACUUCUUAAACCUUGUGUAUUUUCUGUUGGUCUUUUAUGAACGAAUGCAAAAUCUUUCGCGGAUAUUACAGUUGCUUUCAAACAGCUAUUUCACACACAAUUGCAUCAUAUGGAUGGAAAAAUGUUUGUUGAA